UUCGUGAGUUUGAACCGUGCACUGGGAACUGUGUCCUCCAUGGUGUCAUUGUAGCCAGCCAGAAAGGUUGAAAACAAGUAUAUUGCCAUUUAAGUAACCCUAUAGCAGCCGCUAUGACGGGUUACACAGUCGAUGAGAAACUGCGUCAAGAGCAGCUUACGAAGCUUAGGAGACAAUGGCUGAAGGACCAGGAACUGAGCCCACGGGAGCCCGUGCUCCCGCAGAAAGCCCCGGGGCCCGUGGCUAAAUUCUGGGCCAGCUUUCUGGAGCCCAAAAGUCUUUGGCGGCUUUACACGUACAAAGCCUACACCGGAGGAGUGUUCGCAGUAACCAGGUUGUUAAUCCCUGCCUGGAUCGUGCACUACUACGUGAAAUACCACAUAGACAAAAGGCCCUUUGGAAUCGUGGAACUGAAGCCCAGACUGUUUCCUGGGGACACUGUCCUGGAGACCGGAGAAGUUGUUCCGGAUCUACCAGAGAGCCACGGACACCACUGAAGACACAAGAAAACUAAACAUCUACAAUGUCUUUUUGUCCCUAUUGUAAAAACAAUGUGUAUAUGUCAUUAAAUAUUUACAAAUA
Osmerus eperlanus (European smelt) is the source of this 582-nucleotide messenger RNA. RefSeq names its product NADH:ubiquinone oxidoreductase subunit B (gene ndufb6). Bases 114 to 497 code for a protein of 127 amino acids. The transcript is spliced from 4 exons. Lineage: Eukaryota; Metazoa; Chordata; Actinopteri; Osmeriformes; Osmeridae. Gene Ontology annotation, biological process: mitochondrial ATP synthesis coupled electron transport; mitochondrial electron transport, NADH to ubiquinone. The record is from RefSeq and is a predicted model, not a curated record.